Pollicipes pollicipes is the source of this 2843-nucleotide messenger RNA. Its product is annotated as lachesin. The transcript has 11 exons. Gene Ontology annotation, cellular component: axon; plasma membrane; neuronal cell body. Lineage: Eukaryota; Metazoa; Arthropoda; Thecostraca; Pollicipedomorpha; Pollicipedidae. The record is from RefSeq and is a predicted model, not a curated record. The coding region runs from base 65 to 1483 and encodes 472 amino acids. Gene Ontology annotation, biological process: homophilic cell-cell adhesion; synapse organization. Gene Ontology annotation, molecular function: axon guidance receptor activity; protein binding.
CCCGCGCGCCCUGUGACCGCGACUGCCGCCGGGCAUGGUGCCAGACGUGACCUGAGCCGGCACCAUGCGCGGGUCGGAGGCGCAGACGCUGGCAGUGGGGGUGGUCGUGGUGGUGGUGCUGGGGAUGACCACGUCUCAGGCGGACGGAAGCCCCGCCGGCGGCGUACACCCACAGCCGAGUUUCAGCACGCCCGCGGCGACGUUUCAGGCCAAACAGGGAGAGACCAUCGUGCUCCCCUGCGCCAUCAAUCACAAAGGUCCGUACAUAGUGGUGUGGAAGCGCGAGCGGCGCGUCAUCAGCGCGCGGGAGGCGAUCGUGGCGCGGGACCCACGCUACAGCCUCCAGGACGGCUACAACCUGCGCAUCGACGGCGUGCGCCCCAGCGACCAGUCGUCCUACACCUGCUCCCUGGACACGGAGCCGCUCACGGAGCUCACGCACCGGCUCGAGGUGCUCUACCGGCCUGUAGUGUCGGUCCAGCCGGCCGGCGGCGUGCUGGUCGUCACGCGCGGAGAGCAGGCACACUUCAGCUGCAACGCCUCCGGCAAUCCCCCGCCCAAGGUCGCCUGGAGGAAGCAGGCUGGCCCGCUGCCGUCGGGCGAGACGCGCCACGAGGGCCGCGUGUACACCAUCGGCCAGGUCAGCCGUCAGAUGGCAGGCCUGUACGAGUGCGUGGCCGAGAACGGUCUGGGGGUGCCGGGGACGGCCACCGUCAGCCUGCAGGUCCAGUAUCCGCCCGAGGUCGAGGUGGAGAAGAGCGUCGUCUACUCGGGAGAGGGGUUCGAAGCCCAACUCGUCUGCUUCGUCUUCGCCGACCCCCCAGCAGAGGUGGGCUGGGCGCGCGAGGGUGGCUCGCUGGACCCGAGCCGUCACCUCAGCUCGGAGCGGCAGCUGGCCGGCACGAGGCACGUGCUCACCGUCCGCCCGGUGCGCCCGGUCGACUUCGGCACCUACUCGUGUCAGGCGGCCAACGCGCUGGGCAGCGCCGGCGGCCGCAUGGUGCUCACAGGUACCCCGGAGCGGGCCCAUGUGACGAGCAGCUCGAUGGGCACGGCGCCCGACUCGUACCAGCUGGCCUGGGAGGUACACAGCUACAGCCCGAUCCUCGAGUACCGGGUGGCCUACCGACAGAGCAAGUUCAACGUGACGGCCGGGCAGCCGGCGCCGGCCUGGCGCCAGGUGCUGGUGCCACCCACCGGCAGCGAGGUGGUGGGUGGCACCGUGCACCGCCAGGCCAUCCCGCUCACCCAGCUGCCACCCGCCACCCUGUACGACCUGCACGUGGAGGCGCGCAACCGGCACGGCUGGAGCGCCGUCUCCGACAUGUUCCACUUCUCCACGCUCGCCAAGGGAGAAGCUCUUGAGUCUCGGCGAUACAGCAGCGGGGCUUGGUACCAAAGCCUCCACCCCAGCAUAACACUGAUCGGACUUCUCGUCACACUUCUCAUCUCUACUUAUUUAUCCGAGUCUACCGAGACGUGAUGCUGCCGCGGCGCCAUUCGACCCGGACACCCGGCGCUGGGGUCGGCCAGCUGAGGCCCUCCGCUCGUGCCGGACGCGACAGUCCCGCCCCAGCCGUCGGACGCCGAGCCCGGAGAGGCUGCGGUCGAGGCAGCCGAUGUGGGCUGAUGUGGGCCGAUGUCGGACGGCGGCGGAUGGCUGGGGGCCGACCGGCGCUGCCGGCAAUGCGCGGUGCGGGUCGGUCCGGCUGCCGAGCUGCUGACGCGACCACUGCCGAGCUGCUGACGCGGCCGAGCCGCCGAGCUGCUAACACGGCGGCUGCCGAGGUGCUCGCGCUGCGCUCCGGAGCGGUGAGGCGCGUCCUCCCCUGAGGGAGCAUGGCGGGCGAACCGUGUCGAGGCGGCGGCAGGCUGAGCAGCAUCCGUGACACCCUGGCGGCCCAGUCGCGGACGACUGGUGUGCUUGCCGGUAUCGGCCUCGUCCCUGCGAUGUGCAGCUGCUGUGAUUGACCUCUGCGGGCGGCCGUCGUGCCGGGGUGACUGGACUGCUGUCGGGAUGCACUCUGGCAGCGCCUCUGGAUGGUGCGUCGGUGCCGGCGCCGGGGGCAUGUUCGGCAAGCGUGGCGUCAUGGCCACUCUCGGAGCGCUUGCCGAGCCUGAAGUCAUUGCUUCGCCGCAAUGCGGAGUCCCAGGAGGACAUACAAAUUAUCAUUCGGACCGCUGUUGUGUUUCCUGUAGCUAUUGCUCAUCUAUUUGGUAAUAUUCGUCCACUUGCCGAUUCUUUCUGAUUGGAGACGCUGUGUAGUCGCCAUGAACUAUGUUUUCUCAAAUGCAUUACGAAUGGCUGCUGAUUGUUAAAUGGGCGGGUGGCGUGAUAUUGCUGUGGCAUUUGCAUGGCCGGCGCAAGUGAAUUUGUGUCAGGAGGUGCUUAGGUCUGCUGACAUGGGCACGAGUUAUGUAUCAAAGUGACGUAUGGCGCCGGAACGGGCUGUUAUGAAUGGGAAAAUGAUUUAAAAGCAUACCAAGACGCGUUCAUACACGUGCGGCCAAGGACUCAAAGUCAUCACAAGAUUACUGCUGUUUCAUCAGUCGGCCGCGGUGGUGGUUGCCUGGUUUGUCAUGAGUGCACAUUGAUAAAACCGUAAACGCCUUGCCUCGUAUCCGAUUUCACAGCAUUUUCCUGCGUUCUGAUUACAAGUGACCAUGUUCAAGCUUUUCACGCCGCGCCCUGAACAUAGAGGAAGCACCACGUUUGCCGUCUAACGUCGCCAUCGUCGUGCUUGGGAAUAUCUUCUCUUAUAAGUGGAUACCGGGCAUUGCCCGACUCGUCUGCAGUGCUCACCGUGCCUGGACUGACAUCACCACCCUUCAAAUAUACAUGU